Chrysochloris asiatica (Cape golden mole) is the source of this 420-nucleotide messenger RNA. RefSeq names its product nuclear receptor 2C2-associated protein (gene NR2C2AP). The transcript is spliced from 5 exons. The coding region runs from base 1 to 420 and encodes 139 amino acids. Lineage: Eukaryota; Metazoa; Chordata; Mammalia; Afrosoricida; Chrysochloridae. The record is from RefSeq and is a predicted model, not a curated record.
AUGACCCACUCUUUGGUUUGUUCGGAGACCUUGAGCAGGGUGAGUUCCGUGCUGAAUCGCAACACCAGGGACUUUGGGAAGAAGCAUCUGUUCGACAAGAAUGAGGAAACCUGCUGGAACUCGGACCAGGGCCCCUGCCAGUGGGUGAUGCUUGAGUUCCCUCAGUGUGUCUGUGUUUCCCAGCUGCAGAUCCAGUUCCAGGGGGGCUUCUCAAGUCGCAGGGGCCGCCUGGAAGGAUCCAGAGGAACUGAGGCACUUUGUAGGAUUGUGGACUUCUACCCUGAGGACAACAACUCACUUCAGACCUUCCCUGUGCCAGCCACCAAGCUGGACCGGCUGAAGGUGACCUUCGAGGACAUGUCUGACUUUUUUGGUCGCGUGGUCAUCUACCACCUGCGGGUGCUGGGGGAGAAGGAGUGA